CACAGGGGAAACACCUCGAGCGAGCGAGCGAGCGAGAGAGAGAGAGAGAGAGAGAGAGAGAGAGAGAGAGAAUGUGUAAGAGGGUCUACACAGUGUUUAUGGCGAAGGAAAUAAAGGACUGACGCAGGAGUUGUGAAAAGAAAGUUGGAUAAAAGUGUGAUAGGAGGAGAAAAGAGGAAAAGGGAGAGAGAGAGAGAGAGAGAGAGAGAGAGAGAGAGAUAUCAUGGGUUGUGUCUUCAGCAAACGGAGGGAAGUGGAGGAACAAAUUCCACAUCUCAAUGACGCUCCUCAAACACGGGACUACAGCGAGGAUGCAGAGAUCCUCAGCCUCACUGAGGUAGGAGCACAGUCUUUCAAAAUGUUAAAGGCUGAGAAGAAACACCAUUGUGCUGUGUGUAGGAAGAUCUUAGACAGUGAUGGAGCUUGUUAUGGAGAUUGCAGAAGAGAAAUUAACAGUAACAGUGAAAUUAAGCCAUCUAAAAGUCAAAGCAACGCUCCUCCUAGGAGUGACAGUGUGGAGCACGUGAUGGAGAACGUCAUGGAGAGCCGUUACGAUUUCGACCUGAUCUACAUCACCGAGAGGAUCAUCUCCGUCUUUUUCCUACCUGACCUGGAUGAACAGCGCUAUCGCAGGCACCUGAAAGAAGUGGCGGCCAUGUUGAAAUCUAAACAUCAGGAGAAGUUUCUGGUCAUAAAUCUGUCUGAGAAACGGCACGACAUCUGCAGAUUAAACCCCAAGGUUGAGGAGUUCGGUUGGCCGGAUCUCCAUGCCCCACCCCUGGAUAAGAUAUGCACCAUGUGUAAGACCAUGGAAGGCUGGUUGAACUCUGACCCCUGCAACGUCGUCGUGCUUCACUGCAAGGGGAACCGAGGCAAGACUGGAGUAAUAAUAGCAGCAUACAUGCACUUCAGCAAGAUAUCAGCCGGGGCGGAUCACGCUCUCACCACCGUCGCCAUGAGGAAGUUCUGUGAGGAUAAAACCUCUUCGUCUCUACAACCGUCUCAGAACAGAUAUAUUUAUUAUUUUUCUGGGCUCCUGUCUGGUGCAAUCAAGAUAAACAGCAGAUCCUUGCUCCUGCACCAGGUUCAUGUUCCAGCUGUAACCAACUACGAGUCUGGAGAAGCUUAUGCACCAUUCCUGAAGAUUUAUCAGUCUAUGAAGCUGGUCUACACCUCAAGGAUAUAUGACACAGAAGACUCCAGGAACCGAAUGUUGUGUGUCAAAAUAGAACCGGCUCUGCUGCUGAAGGGGGACAUUAUGGUGAAGUGUUAUCAUCGGCGCUCAGGUGUGUGUGAGAGAGAGUGUGUGUUUAGAGUGCAGUUCCAUACAUGUACAGUUCAUGGAUCACAGCUUUGGUUCGGAAAGAAAGAGCUGGACCAUGCAUUCACGGAUAAACGCUAUCCAGCUGAUGCUACAGUACAGCUUGUGUUCUCCACUAGUUCAGAGCAGAAGAGAGGAGAAGAGAUUCAGAAGAAGAACCCUGCGGAUUGUCCAGAUAUCAGCUGCAAAGAUCCAGUUGUGCGCUGGGACUCAUAUGAAAACUUUAAUUUUCACCAUGAAGACAGUAUGGAGGAUAUCUGUCACACUCGUGGCCCACUUGAUGGCAGUUUGUAUGCCCAGGUGAAGAAGCGCCGUGUUCCUGACUCUACAUCCAACAACCCACCUGUCAAUAACCCCUCCACCCCCAGUCAGUUCCCUGCCUUAGCUCUGACUCAGGACCAUUCCACUCACUCCAAGCUUAAAGGACCACCACUUUCUUCAUCUCAUUAUCUUCACCAAAGGGAGGACAGAGAGAGGGAUGGGGAAAGGGAUAAAUCAAAUGUGAGAGAAAAGGAUCGAGAGACAGCUAUAUUAGAUGACAGUGAUUGCUCUCGUCUCUGGGUAGAGCAUUCUUGCUGUGCUCGUCCUUAUUCCCACCCUCAUUCGUACUUGGGCCCUGAUUUGUCCAAAACACCCCCUCAAAAACUCUAUCCGAAACACUUCACACUGCCUUGUAUUCGUGCUUCUACUCUGCCAGUGUGUGAGCCAUGUGGGUCUCAGUCCGACUUUCUUUGGGAUAGAGGCCACUGGCAGCAUCCCAUCUGCCCCCGGUCCUGUUACCCUUACGCCUCUCCAGAACCACACACCCAUUCACAUACUCGUUCUUCCCAUGCGCACACUCUUCCUGUACAAGCUCGCCUAUACUGUCCAGGGGAUGCAUACCCUCUGUUCCAUUACUCUGCUCUAUCCAACAACCACACCCACAUUCGACCACCUCAGUCCUCCCACCAAUCCCUGCCUCCCAGUCCUUACCAUGAAUUACGCUUCAGCUCGACUUCACCAACUUCCUGUUCCUGCAGGGACUGCUCACACCUACGGGAGGAUCUGUCGCACUCUCUUAAAGUGAGCCAACAAGAAAAUCUCCCAUGGAACCGAGAGCCAGGCUUUGGAUAUAGGCGAGAUGGGGCUGUGCACUGGGCAAGAGAUGGAGAUAUGGAAUCUCAAGAUCCAGACUGCUGGCAGCACAGAGCUGUUAUGCCACCCAUGAUGUCAUCUUUUGGAUAUGGACAUAGACAUUGCCAUUCAGUCUCUAAACAGGACCGUCCUGGUGUCUAUAGAGCAGACCCCCAACCAGACUCUUCAUCAAGUCCAUAUCCAAGCCCCCACAGCAGUGGAUACCACAGCCCACAUCUUCCCUGGCACUGUUCCACAGCACAUGUAAGAGACAGUCCUGGUUAUGCUUCCAUGGCUCAGUCUCCAAACUCAUCUCCAGUAGCUCACACCCCUUCCCCAAAAAGGACCAGUCUUACCCAACAUCCUGUUCAGUGCCCCACAUCUGGCAAAGAGCAUAGUAUCCAGUUUAACCACACAGAAGUAUCAGAUGAACAUUUAAAGCUGAAAAACCACAAUGAUGAUUCUACAAAAGAAGACUGUGAGAAUGAUCUUUCUGAAGUCCAAAAUAGUGUAGGCCCUCUAGUAGAGCCAGAAGAGUCAAGAGACAAACCCACUGAAGAGCUGCAAAAGUCUGAAGAGGCAACAAAGGCAGAAGUCACACAGUCCACAUCCACCACAACCAUUGUGAGUGAGUCUAGCCAAACCUCUGAACCACCUGCCACAACUCUGGCAGAAGAGUCUGUCAUUCCUGGCAUUGAGGAGGAAAAUACCUUACUGCCUACUGAGAUGGAAAAGAACUCUACCUGCCCAUCAGAAAGAAGCUCCUCCUGUGAACUUCUUUUAUUGGGCCCAGGUUCAGAGGGACACAGCCUGACCACUCUGACAGACAGAGCUUCAUCCAAUGAGGAUGGAAGUAAUAGUGAUUUGAGAGCUUCUUCGCCAUUGCCUGAUGGCUACAUCACACCCUUGUUUCCUUUGCCAUCACUUAACUACCCUCUGUUGACUGUGCCUCAUCUCCCAUACACUGGCUACACUGCAAUUACCAUUCCUUCUUACCUUCCUCAACCUCUUCUCCCUGAAAAACAGCGUGGUCGUCCUCUCCAGGACUCUCCCACAAGCUCAUCCUCGAUCAGAUCAUCCACAGCAUCGUCCAUCUCUUCCUUGAAGGCUCAAAACGCCUCCUUUCCGACAGCAGAGACCCAACAAAAAGUAACUCCGGAGCCAGAAAAUCGUGUCAGUGCCAAGUUUGUGCAGGAUACUUCCAAGUUUUGGUAUAAGCCUGGAAUCUCCAGGGAUCAAGCGGUUGCUGUUCUAAAGGAUAAAGAGCCUGGCUAUUUCCUAAUAAGGGACAGCAGCUCAUUCCAGGGUGCAUAUGGAUUAGCGCUUAAAGUUGCCACGCCCCCUGCUCAUGUCAGCAACCAUGGCCACACCUCUGACACACAGGAGCAGCUGGUCAGACACUUUUUGAUCGAGAGUGGACCAAAAGGAGUGAAAAUCAAAGGCUGUCAGAAUGAAACGUACUUUGGUUCUCUGUCUGCUCUGGUUUACCAGCACUCCAUCACACCUGUCUCCCUGCCCUGCAAACUACACAUCCCAGACAAAGAUCUUGUAGGAGAGCUGCAGGAUUUGCAGAGUGGCUCCAGCACCAGCACGGCUGCAGAACUGCUCAAACAGGGAGCUGCAUGCAAUGUUCUCUAUAUAAACUCAGUGGACACCGAGUCUCUGACUGGCCCACAAGCCAUCUCCAGAGCGGUGAAGUGCACGCUGACUCAAGAACCAUGUCCUUCAGCCACCGUAGUGCACUUCAAGGUGUCUGCUCACGGUAUCACUCUUACGGACAGCCAGCGCAGACUGUUCUUCAGGAGACAUUAUCCCAUCCACAGUGUGAUAUUCAGCUGCGUGGAUCCAGAGGAUCAGAGGUGGACUGCUGCUGAAAAAUCCUCUAACAGGAUGUUUGGGUUCGUAGCGAGGCGCAGUGGGAGCAGUGUGGGAAACAUGUGUCACCUGUUUGCAGAACUGGAUCCGGAGCAGCCGGCCACAGCCAUCGUCAACUUCAUCAACAAAGUCAUGCUGGGACCACAUCAUCUACGCAAGUGAGGGGAGACGAGACGAGACGAGACGAGACAAGAUGAGACAAGACAAGUGGAGAAGAGAUGAGAAGAGAGGGGAAAGGAUGGGAAAAGAGGAGAGGAGAAGAGAAAUGUAGAAAGAAGA
Molecule: messenger RNA, 4588 nt
Organism: Silurus meridionalis
Lineage: Eukaryota; Metazoa; Chordata; Actinopteri; Siluriformes; Siluridae
Gene: tns2b
Product: tensin 2b
Biological process (GO): peptidyl-tyrosine dephosphorylation
Molecular function (GO): protein binding; protein tyrosine phosphatase activity
Source: RefSeq, a predicted model, not a curated record